Messenger RNA from Micropterus salmoides (largemouth bass), 927 nucleotides. Its product is annotated as olfactory receptor 10J5-like. Gene Ontology annotation, biological process: G protein-coupled receptor signaling pathway. The coding region runs from base 1 to 927 and encodes 308 amino acids. The transcript has a single exon. Lineage: Eukaryota; Metazoa; Chordata; Actinopteri; Centrarchiformes; Centrarchidae. The record is from RefSeq and is a predicted model, not a curated record. Gene Ontology annotation, cellular component: membrane. Gene Ontology annotation, molecular function: olfactory receptor activity; G protein-coupled receptor activity.
AUGAUAAACUCUACUCAGGUUUCAUACUUCAUACUUGCUGCCUACUUUGACACUGGACUUUAUAAAUACAUUUAUUUUAUGGUUAUAAUGUCUUUAUAUAUGUUAAUUGUUGGUGCCAAUCUUCUGCUCAUUGUGGUUAUCUGUAUGAACAGAAGCUUACAUGAACCUAUGUACCUUUUUCUGUGCAGCCUGUUUGUAAAUGAGCUGUAUGGUAGUACAGGGUUGUUUCCAUCCCUUCUGGUUCAGAUUCUCUCUGACAUUCACACUGUUUCUGCUCCCUUUUGUUUCCUGCUGAAUUUCUGUUUGAACUUUUAUGCAGGUGUAGGAUUUACUAACUUAGCUGUCAUGUCUUUUGACAGAUAUCUUGCAAUCUGUUGUCCUCUACAGUAUAAUAUCCAAAUGACAUCUUACAAAAUUGCCAUGCUUAUUGCUCUAACUUGGCUUUACGCUCUACUAGUGUGUCUUAUAAUGAUAUCCUUGACUAACUCCUUAAAGUUGUGUGGGAACAUUAUUGAAAAAGUGUACUGUGACAACUACUCCAUCGUCAAACUGGCAUGUUCUGACACCACGAUCAAUAACAUCUAUGGGCUCUUUAUGAUUUCAUUCACAAUCUUAUGUCCUGUUUGUCUAAUCUUUUACACUUACAUUAAGAUUCUUAAAGUUUGUUUUUCUGGUUCUAAACAGACCAGACAAAAAGCUGUCAGUACCUGCACUCCUCACCUUGCUUCUCUGCUCAACUUUUCUUUUGGGGCCUUCUUUGAAAUAGUGCAGAGCAGGUUUAAUAUGAACCAUGUACCCAUUGUUUUGAGAUUUUUUUUAUCAUUAUAUUUUCUUACAUGCCAGCCGCUUCUCAACCCUUUACUGUAUGGUCUAAACAUGUCCAAAAUCCGCAAUAUAUGUAAGAGUCUUGUCUUUGCUAAAAUGUAG